This is a messenger RNA of Lucilia sericata (common green bottle fly), 4397 nucleotides long. It is a transcript of the gene Xrp1, whose product is annotated as putative mediator of RNA polymerase II transcription subunit 26. The coding region runs from base 1413 to 3797 and encodes 794 amino acids. The record is from RefSeq and is a predicted model, not a curated record. Gene Ontology annotation, molecular function: DNA-binding transcription factor activity. Lineage: Eukaryota; Metazoa; Arthropoda; Insecta; Diptera; Calliphoridae. The transcript has 5 exons. Gene Ontology annotation, biological process: regulation of DNA-templated transcription.
ACAGUGUCGGAAUAAAAAUUUAGUUUAUUUGUGAACUUCAUUAAUAAGACAAACGUUUAACAAAAUUUUACGCUGGUGAAACAAAAGCUUAAAGAAAAUCAACAAAAUACCUAUCUAAUUAAAAAUAAAACGUUCUCGAAUAGCGAAUAAAAAUACAAAUAAGAAAAACAAAGAGAUAGUGGAAUCAGCUGUCAAAUUAAACUAAAAAAGAAAAGCAACAAUUAAAAAAUAAAUUAAAAAAAGUGUAUUUAAAUGUGUUUGUGUGUGUAUUUUCUUUGUGUAAAAUUUAUACAAAUAAUACAAUAAAUUGAUGAAAUUAAAAAAUCAUCUUAAUCACUAAUAAUAUAAUUUAAAAUUGUGGCUACCAAUUGCAAACUAAUGGCUUUUUUUGAACAAUAUUAUAAAGAUUUCAUAUUCAUAGAACGUUAUUAAUUAAUAAAAUUAUAUAAUUUUGUGGAAAAUUGUUAUUAAAAAAGAAGUGAAAAAAUAUUAAGUAUUAAAAAUUUUAAAGCAAAAAUUUUGUAUUUUCUUACAAAAAAUUCUGCGAAAGACGCAUUGCAUUUUGUUUAUUAUAAGUUUUAAAAUUUAAGCCAGUUUCAUAAACUCCACGUGCAUUAGUUUCGUAUCUCAAAAGUACACAAUACCCAAAUUCGCUCUUUCAUAGAGAAGUACAAAAAAAAAAAAGAAAGAAUAACUUUCAAUUUACGUGUUUUUAUUAUGUUGGCUGUUAUUGCUGCUUCUUUGUUGGCAAGAGCAAAUAACACAUCAACAACAUCUAAUUGUUUAGAUACUUGCACCGCAACAAGUAUCGUAGAACAAAACUUGUAUCGCAACAUUAUUGCGAGUGCUAUGCAACAUUUACACUGUAAACAACAGACUUUAAAAAAAUCGCAAUUAUUUUGUCAAAAACGUAUGUGCCUUGGUCGUUGGCAUCAUUGUGACAGAAACAUUUUACACGGCAUCGGCAACAUUUGUUGUUUUAAUAAACGAAUGUUUAUGUUGACAACCAAAAAUAAUUUUAUUAAACGUAUUAAACGCCUUGACAAUAACAACAACAUUAAAGGUCGUGCAACAACACGUCGAGGUAGAGGUGUUUCAAUGAAAUUGUAUCUAACGUCAUCUAUGUUUAACAACAUUAUGAUGCGCGUUUGAAGGGAAGUUGCGUCUAAGACUCUUUAAAGAGCAAGUUUAGAGGUUCCCUUACAAUUUCAUUGUUUCUUUCCAACGGUGUAUUAAAACCAAGAUCAAAAUGGCAUUCAACACUGAAAUCCAAUCAAGCCACUCAAGGCCCCAAACCAACAACAACAACCAAAUUAACGAAAACAGAGCAACUAGAACCGGAACAACAGAAACAGGUGCAGCAUACGAUAACGAUUACAACAAGUUCAGAAAAGUCAGAAAGCAUAAUAUUGAUGAUUCAGGAACCCCAACAACCAGAAAUAUUCGAAAUUCCAUUGGUAAACUCAAUGAGUAUUACAGAAAACAGUUCGAGCAAGAACCAAUUGUUGAAUCCAAACAACAGUCAGAAGAAUCUAAACCAGAACAGCAACAACAAGAAUCAAAGAACAUUAAUUCAAAUACCACAACAAAAUUCGAAACCAAGAAUAUUUUUGCUUACCAGGCCUUCGAAACCUCAACUGGUUCGGUUGGAAACACAAACAGUGCAACCCCACCACCAGCGAAAUUUGAAUUUAUCACAACACCACCACCCUCAGAAGACAACGGCAACUGUGACAAGCCAGACUCAAACAAAAAUCAUAAGAAUACCCUUUUUACCAAGGUCGCAAGUGCAAACGUUUUCAGUGAAAAGCAAUACAAACCAAGUGCUAAAGAAAGAUUCGAAAAUAGUCCCACAGAAGACAGUUCAAUACCAGAACCAAAGUCAAGUGCAACAAUAUUCCGAUCACACCCAAGUGGAGUCGACUCAGGUCCCAAUAAUAUUACAACAAGUCAAUACCAAUCAAUUGUCUCCCACUUCAGUGGAGACCGAAAGCAAACAGUUGCAAACCAAGCAAGAAAGCGUCAAGAAUACAUUAGUGAAAAGUACAGUGAAAAACAGUUCGAAUUUGUCAGAGAACAAAAACAAAAUAAUACAAUCCCAAGCCCAAGCGCAAUCGAAAAUACCAUUGACAUUGGCAUCAAUGGCCGGCAUAGAGUUGACAGGUGCCGAUAUGUCCCUUUCACAAGCGGAUAUGAGUGGAGCAAUGCCGCCUACUGCUACAGUUGAAGAGAUAAAUGUUCCGGUAUUCAUAGAUGAAUACUUACAAGAAGUUACCGCCGCAUCAACUUUACCUGUUACUACAGAUAAUAUUUUUAACAAUAACACCAACAAGAACAACAGCAGCAACAUUAGUAACAACAACCACAGCAACGAAAAAGGAAACGAAGUGAAUAACUUUUUGGAUACGUUAGAAAAUUUUGAAUUUGAUAUAAAUCUGUUGACGGAAAAUAACAGCAAGGACAAGGAAACAGCGUUGGAAGUGCAAGUAAACCAACAGCAUCUACAACAACCACUACAAUAUCCUCAACAACACCAACAAUCGUUGACUGAAGUUGAUGAGGAUAACAAAUUUAAACAGCAUCAAUUUGAAUUACAAAUGAUGUUGGAAGAUAUAUUGUUCAAUAAUAACAAUAACAACAACAACAACAUUAAUAAUACUAGCAACAAUAAUACCACCACCACCACCACUAAUAAUAAUAACAUCAACAACAUUAACGAAAUGGCUGGAAGCAAUAACAUCAAUGAUGAAAUAUUUGCCGUUGCACCUCAUGCAAUCGACGAUUUGGAAUUAGAUGACUUCGAUUUCAGUUCAACACUUGAUACACAUGAGCAUGCUGUCGAUUUAAACAUUAACUACGGUCUCUCCUCCGAAGAUAUUUUCAAUAGUUCCCAACCAAACGAAGUAAUGUUAACAUCAUGUAAUUCUCAGUCUCAAUCGUCACAAAAUCUGAUUAAAGAAAUAGCUAAAGCUGAACCAUACAUAAAUUCGACUCCAACACCAUCAUAUGACGAAAUGUGUGGCGUAUUUGAAGAAGAUAUAAAUAUGAUAUUUCCAUCAGAAUACAAUGACGAGAACAACAUGACUGGUUUUAAGGAAACACUUUUAGUAAAUCCCUUAAAACGCAACAGCUCACAGACCAGCCAACAUAUGUUGGAAAAGCGUCGUAAACUACGUUUGGAUACUACAGCAUGCAGGGAAAAUAUUUUGUCACAACAAACUGAAAUAACCACACCAAAAGUUAUAGAUAUUAUUGAUCAGUUCAACGACGAUACCAUGGGCCAAACAGCAGUGGAUUCCAUUAUUACUAUUUAUAACGAUCUAAUAUCAACCUCUCCAAAAUGUGACUCAGUCAAAUCGGAAAUAAUUGUAGAUGAGAUUACAAAUGACUUUACACCUCCAAAUACACCUUUCAGUUUUAAUUCCAUCUCAAAUCAAACUAGUUUCGUAAAUACAGCACCAAGUUCUCCCGCCUCGUCCAUAGCUACCAUAUCAAAUGCCUCAUUUACCACCAAAAGAGGCCGUGGUCGUCCUGCUAAAACACACAGUGACAUACCAGAUCGUUCACAAAUUCAACACUUAAGUGAAAGUGAACAGAAAAAAGUGCUAGAGCGUGCGAAAAAUAACGAAGCCAGUCGCAAAUCCCGUUUGAAGCACAAGGAACGUGAUAAUGCUUUGGAGAGAGAAGAAAUAGAACUUACACUUAAAAACAAGGAAUUAGAAAAUCAAUUGAUGAAUCUAAGGAAAAUGGAGAAGAAACUGAAGGCUGCAUUACAUUUUAAAGUUUUUGGUCAGUGAAAUUUCAUCACAUAAUAUCUAAAUAAAUAAAUAAAUACAUCCACUAAAUCUAUGUAGCCGAAUAAUGAUUAAAAAUCCCUUGGCGCUGAUGAGAUUUAUUGCUGUUACACUCACACGUACCUUAAACAAAGUAAUCAUCAUUUUAUAAGGAGAUGCCAUUACAAAAUAAUUAUAAGUUGUUGUUAGUUAUUAAUUGUUAGCAAGUAAUCAAACAUUUUAUUUUAAUAUUAAAAAUUAUAUAACACAUAUUUACAUAUACAUAUACAUUAUAAAUAACCAAUAUGUUAUAAAUUUAGAAAACUAUUAUUUCUCUUUAUUAUGCGUUUAAACAAAACAUUAUCAAUAAUUUGUUUAUAUUUAAAAAAUUUGUUUUUCAUUUAUAAAAUGUUAUUACAUACAUGUAAACAUUUAUCUUUAUUUUAUACAUAUAUUAACCAUUUUAUUUUGGAUGGGUUUUGCAAAUACAUUUUUAUACUACACUACUUAAAAAGUUUAAAAAAAAACAACAAAUUAAAAACCAACAAAAAUAUAAAUAUGUAUGUUGACUUAAGUAAAAGAUGUUAGUCUAAUUUACAACAACAAUUAUAUGUUUUUAAUUAU